AAGUGUUGAACAAAACUUCCGGGUAUCGUAUUAAAGAAAUUCAAAUAUCUAAGCGAAUGGUUUUGCUUGAGUUGUGCAAAAUAAAAUCAAUUGCAUAUGUAUUUAAAAUCGGCGUCAACUUUAACUGUACGUUGAAUUCUCAUAUUGAAGUUGAAAUAUGGCAAGCAGAUUCUCUGGAUAUUUGACUUCUUCUGUUGGUUUAAGAUUGGGUAGUGCAGUUCUACUUGUCGGAGUUACAGCUCAUCUUGUAGGAUAUUCGGUAGCACAAUGGGCUUCCACUUAUGUUUCCGGAGGAUUAAUCCACGGUACUAGCAGUAGUUGGGUCAACCUUUAUGUUGGGUUAUGGCAGCGUUGUGUUUGUGCACCAAACAGCGAUACGGAAACGUGUACAUGUGUACCCAGAAGUGGUGAUCCAGCAUGGUUCAAAGUCAUACAGGUGAUGGAAACACUCGGAUUGAUAGGACUGAUUUUUUCUGGGAUUAUUUCCUUGGUUCUUGUGUGUUACAGGCAAACAAAGACGAUAACAAUGACCAACACAAUCCUCAUUUUCUGUUCAGGUGUUUGCAUCCUUAUCGGAUUGGUAAUAUUUGUAUCAUAUGGCGUUGAGAACAACAAAGAUUUCAAAGACAUGUUUAGUAUAGUCGCAACAGCUGACGUUAAAGACAAUACGCUUAGUGCUUCUUUUUUCCUGUGUGCUCUGGCUGCUUUUAUUUGUUUCGGUGUUCUACCACUCUUUAUGGUAGGUUUAAGAACACUCGUACCACCAGCCAACCGGCAAACGAUCCCCGAAUCAAACGAAAGUCAAGUUACAAGCCCUCGUCCUUGUCAAACACAGAAGAUUUGCAACGCAGGUCAGUCACCAAUUUGUCACCAAUCCGAACAUAUGCAUGGGCAAUAUGGAAAGCCACCAGCAUAUGAGCAAUACGAAGCGCCACCGGCUUACACAUAUGAAAACCUCGAAGCGCCACCGGCAUACACAUACGAACAACACGAAACGUCGACGGAACACAUAUAUGGACAAAAUGAAGCUCCGACACAUUCUCCAUAAGAGAUGGACGGAACACCUGUAUGAUUUAAAUAAUCCGGUGUUUACCCUCCUAAACGUGAAUAUAAGUCAAAAUUAGCUUGUCACAUUUAUACAUAGAGACAAAGAAACCAAUGGCAACAUAAACGUUAUGAUAUAUUACUUCAUACCUAUAUAAUUUAACCAGUUGAAAGCUUUUCUUUCUGUCACGUUACGAUACGACAAAAACCAAUAAUGUAGUUUGAUUUAAAAUGUAUUCACGGUCCUUUUAAGUAUAUAUUGCAAUAUCCAAAGCAUACACUCCAAAACCGCCAUAUUGUUUUCAUAUUGAGUCCAAUACAUCCAUGUUUUCGUACUGGAUGUGACAAGUCUUCCAAUUCCUUUAUGCAAAUGGUCGUUCUUGAUUAUUUCCCUUGCAUAAUUCCUUUUGUCUGUUCACACCGGAGAAAAUAUUUCAUAAAAAUGCAAUAACUUGCUUAUUUGUGAACGGAACAUACACAUCUACGACCAUUUCUAACCCGACACCUAUAUAAUGCCAUGUAGUGUGAUUAUUUGUGAACGCAUUUUGUUCAAAUUUUGAAUAUAAAUAAUUCAACACAUAA
This is a messenger RNA of Mercenaria mercenaria, 1626 nucleotides long. RefSeq lists its product as uncharacterized. The record is from RefSeq and is a predicted model, not a curated record. The transcript has 3 exons. Lineage: Eukaryota; Metazoa; Mollusca; Bivalvia; Venerida; Veneridae. Bases 158 to 1048 code for a protein of 296 amino acids. Gene Ontology annotation, cellular component: membrane.